This is a messenger RNA of Solea senegalensis (Senegalese sole), 902 nucleotides long. It is a transcript of the gene trappc4, whose product is annotated as trafficking protein particle complex subunit 4. The transcript has 5 exons. The record is from RefSeq and is a predicted model, not a curated record. Gene Ontology annotation, biological process: endoplasmic reticulum to Golgi vesicle-mediated transport. NCBI's taxonomy places the organism in Eukaryota, Metazoa, Chordata, Actinopteri, Pleuronectiformes, Soleidae. The coding region runs from base 34 to 693 and encodes 219 amino acids. Gene Ontology annotation, cellular component: TRAPP complex.
GCGUUGUCAGCUGGGCAGUACGACGUCGCAAACAUGGUGAUCUUCAGUGUGUAUGUGGUGAACAAGGCUGGAGGUUUAAUCUACCAGUAUGACAACUACGUCCCGAGAGCGGAGGCCGAGAAAACUUUCAGCUACCCUUUAGAUCUGGUGCUCAAACACCACGAUGAAAAAGUGGUGGUGUCGUUUGGACAGCGUGACGGGAUCAGAGUGGGACAUGCGGUGCUGUCCAUCAAUGGAGUUGAUGUGAUGGGGAAGAACACAGCAGAAGGAAAGGACAUCCUUGAAUACCUUAAAGAUGCCACAAACUAUCCUGUGUCAAUCAGAUUUGGACGAGCGCGCCUGAGCUCCAAUGAGAAGCUGAUGCUGGCGUCCAUGUUUCACUCGUUGUUCGCUAUAGGUUCACAGUUAUCUCCUGAAGUUGGCAGCUCAGGGAUCGAGAUGCUAGAAACGGAUGUCUUUAAACUCCACUGUUUCCAGACACUCACAGGGAUAAAGUUCAUUGUGUUGGCAGACCCCCGGCAAUCUGGCAUCGAUGCUUUAUUGAGGAAGAUUUAUGAAAUCUAUUCAGAUUUUGCCCUCAAGAACCCAUUCUACUCUCUGGAAAUGCCAAUCAGGUGUGAACUCUUUGAUCAGAACCUGAAGAGUUCGCUGGAGGUCGCAGAGAAAGCCGGUAACUUUGGAGCUGGAUCUUGAAGAGAUAAAUAAAGAGACAACAUGAAUCUGCCUAAAUGGUCAUUUCCAAUCACAGGAAGGAAUGAAUGAAUAGUGAAUGUUUAUGACUGAGGACCUUGAUGAAGGAAAUUAAGUAGGCUGACUUUGUUCCUUUGGACUGGGAUGUGUCAUGCUGUAAAUACAUGAUUUUUUUUGUAAAUAUUUAAAAAUAUUAAAGUCGUGUGUUAAUG